AUAUUACAGCCUUAGAUGAUCACCAAAGAGGACAGGAAUCCGGGAAGACAAUUCAGAGCCAAGACCCGCUGCAGAGAACGAUGGAAGCUAUGAGGCUGGAAGUUGGCGAACGCCAACGGGACAUUGGAGACAAGUCACUCAAAUGCAGCCUGAAGAGUGAUAAAAUGGAGGAGGUUGUGGGUAAGAUAGCAGAUGCCUUGACGAUGGCAGACCAUAUCCAGUUCAGCUUGAUCAGCAAGGAGCUGCCCGAGUGGAGACGACGGCAGCAGGUGGCCUGCAUUGGGGGACCUAACAACACCUGCCUCGACCAGCUGCAGUCAUGGUUCACGUCGGUGGCGGAGAGCCUGAAGCAGGUGCAGCAGCAGCUGAGGAAGCUGCAGGAGCUGGUGAAGACGUUCACUCACGACAACAACCCUGUCGCCAUUGACAUUGGAGCUUUAGAAGAGCGUGCUGUCAUGCAGCUGAACAAUCUCCUGGCCAGUGCUCUAGUAGUGGAAAGACAGCCCUGCAACCCAACACAACCUCAAAGGCCACUGGUCAUCAUGCAAAUUGUGCAGUUCACUGUCAAGCUGAGGUUUUUGCUGAAACUCCCAGAGCUGGACGGUCUGUUGAAGGUGAAAGUUUCGCUUGAUGAGGAUGCUGUUCAAUACAACACGAUUCAAGGGUUCCGUAAAUUUAACAUCGUGGGCAGUAACACUCGAGUCAUGAAUAUGGAGGAGUCCAACGGCAACUUGACAGCUGAAUUCCGUCACCUGCAUCUUAGAGAGAUGAAGUGUUCACGCAGCAGGUCAAAUGAGUUCUCUUUAUGUCUCUUCGAAGAACUUCAUACAGUUUGCUUCGAGACACAGCUUGAACAAUCUGGACAAAGCCCAAUCAUUCUAACUACCACAUCCCUCCCCAUUGUGGUGGCAACUCCAAUUGGUGGAAUAUCAAAUUGCUUUGCCUCCGUUCUGUGGUACAACAUGCUGUGCAGCGAGCCCAAGAACGUUGCGUUUUUCCUGGACCCUCCUACGGCCACGUGGUCUCAGCUGUCUGAGGUGCUCAGCUGGCAGUUCUCCUCACAGACAUCAUAUAUGAAGACUAGAUUCGUCCGCGUUCCCGUCAUGCAAGCCGAACGUCCGCGCAUGGCGGCCAUGUUAGAGCAGCCUGCUGGCUCAACUAGUUGCAGACGCGGCCUCGACAGUGAGCAGCUGAGCAUGCUGGGAGAAAAACUCCUUGGUCAGUCGGACCCAGAGGGUGUGGUGACAUGGACAGCGUUCUGUAAGACACAUGUUUCUGGCAGGAGCUUUUCAUUCUGGACAUGGUUGGACUCCAUUUUGGUCCUCAUCAAGCGCCACUUGCUCAGCCUAUGGAAUGAUGGGUGCAUCAUGGGGUUUGUGAGUAAGGAGCGUGGGGAGCAGCUGCUGAGGGAGAAGAGCUCCGGAACCUUCCUGCUGCGCUUCAGUGAGAGCCAGUGUGGAGGCAUCGCCUUCACCUGGGUGGAGCAGGCCGCUGAUGGCCCCAAGGUCCGCACGGUGGAACCCUGCUACACAGGUAGACAGCUGUCGAGCGUUCUCUUUGCAGACAUUCUGCGUGACUAUAAAUUCAUGGCAGAGGACAACCAUCUAGUAGAGCCACUGGUCUUCCUGUAUCCCAACAUCCCCAAGGACAACGCCUUUGGACGCUACUACAACCAAGAUCUCUCCAGUAUUUCCACAGAUUUGCUGCCUGUGGGAUUCAUCGCCAUUACCCCUAAAAUGCUACAGGAGCUGUGAUAAGUGAUACUGCAUCGUCACUGCAGUAACCCAUGGGGAGCUCUGUUUAUCUGCCCAGGAGUCCACAGAACACACACACACACACACACACACACACACCUGUGUGAUAACUGGGAUUCACUUGGAAUAAAAUAUCUGGUUCUGCUCAAGGAUUUGAAGAAGUCAAGCCUGCAUUGCGAACAUGAUAGACCACUUUCACACGUCACUGAGUAAACUAAUUUUUUUACUCUCAUCGUACAUACUAGCAUAUUGUAUUGUGUAAAAUACCUGUACACAUGUUAUAAUAAAACAGCAGUGUUUCCCAUACAUUGAGGAAACUAUGGCGGCCCGCCAUAGUUUAAA
Molecule: messenger RNA, 2096 nt
Organism: Engraulis encrasicolus (European anchovy)
Lineage: Eukaryota; Metazoa; Chordata; Actinopteri; Clupeiformes; Engraulidae
Product: signal transducer and activator of transcription 1-like
Exons: 20
Coding region: 81-1754 (557 amino acids)
Biological process (GO): regulation of transcription by RNA polymerase II; defense response; type I interferon-mediated signaling pathway
Molecular function (GO): DNA-binding transcription factor activity, RNA polymerase II-specific; RNA polymerase II cis-regulatory region sequence-specific DNA binding
Source: RefSeq, a predicted model, not a curated record